Molecule: messenger RNA, 5850 nt
Organism: Echinops telfairi (small Madagascar hedgehog)
Lineage: Eukaryota; Metazoa; Chordata; Mammalia; Afrosoricida; Tenrecidae
Gene: DAAM1
Product: dishevelled associated activator of morphogenesis 1
Exons: 26
Coding region: 111-3308 (1065 amino acids)
Biological process (GO): actin cytoskeleton organization
Cellular component (GO): stress fiber
Molecular function (GO): small GTPase binding; actin binding
Source: RefSeq, a predicted model, not a curated record
AGGAAACUGUUUAACCGGAUCCCAUUGUACCCAGAGCGCAGAGCUGCCUUUCCAGCAUGCCCGGGCUGCUCAGGCUCUAGCCACGCCACGGACUAGAACAGCAUUCAGCCAUGGCCCCACGGAAGAGAGGCGGCCGGGGGAUUUCGUUCAUCUUUUGCUGUUUCCGGAACAAUGAUCACCCAGAAAUCACGUAUCGCCUGCGGAACAACAGCAGCUUUGCCCUGCAGACCAUGGAGCCGGCACUGCCCAUGCCCCCAGGGGAGGAGCUGGACGGCAUGUUCACUGAACUGGUGGAUGAACUUGACCUCACAGACAAACACCGGGAAGCCAUGUUUGCACUUCCAGCAGAGAAAAAAUGGCAAAUAUACUGUAGCAAGAAAAAGGACCAAGAAGAAAACAAGGGAGCUACAAGUUGGCCUGAAUUCUACAUCGAUCAGCUGAACUCCAUGGCUGCUAGAAAGUCUCUUCUGGCUUUAGAGAAGGAAGAGGAAGAAGAGAGAAGUAAGACCAUAGAGAGUUUGAAGACGGCACUCCGGACAAAACCCAUGAGGUUUGUAACAAGAUUCAUCGACUUGGACGGCCUGUCGUGCAUUCUCAACUUCCUGAAGACCAUGGACUAUGAGACCUCGGAGUCCCGGAUACAUACCUCUCUAAUCGGCUGUAUAAAGGCCCUAAUGAACAACUCUCAAGGCCGGGCUCAUGUGUUGGCUCAUUCUGAGAGUAUUAAUGUAAUUGCUCAGAGUCUGAGCACAGAGAACAUUAAAACAAAGGUGGCUGUGCUGGAAAUCUUGGGCGCCGUGUGCCUGGUUCCCGGGGGCCACAAGAAGGUUCUGCAGGCCAUGCUGCACUACCAAAAGUAUGCCAGCGAAAGGACCCGCUUCCAGACGUUGAUGAAUGACUUGGAUAAAAGUACUGGGCGGUAUCGAGAUGAAGUGAGCCUCAAGACUGCCAUCAUGUCUUUCAUCAAUGCAGUGCUAAGCCAAGGCGCAGGAGUGGAAAGUUUGGACUUUAGACUUCAUCUUCGUUAUGAAUUUCUGAUGUUAGGAAUUCAGCCUAUAAUAGAUAAAUUAAGAGAACAUGAAAACUCUACAUUAGACAGGCACUUAGACUUUUUUGAAAUGCUCCGAAAUGAAGACGAACUAGAAUUUGCCAAAAGAUUUGAACUGGUUCACAUCGACACAAAGAGUGCGACUCAGAUGUUUGAGCUGACCCGGAAGCGGCUGACGCACAGUGAAGCCUACCCUCACUUCAUGUCCAUCCUACACCACUGCCUCCAGAUGCCUUAUAAGAGAAGUGGAAACACUGUUCAGUACUGGCUACUACUCGACAGAAUUAUACAGCAAAUAGUUAUCCAGAACGACAAAGGGCAAGACCCCGACUCCACGCCUUUGGAAAACUUUAACAUUAAGAAUGUUGUACGAAUGUUGGUUAAUGAAAAUGAAGUCAAGCAGUGGAAAGAGCAAGCAGAAAAAAUGAGAAAAGAGCACAAUGAGCUGCAGCAGAAGCUGGAAAAGAAGGAGCGGGAGUGUGACGCCAAGACCCAGGAGAAGGAGGAGAUGAUGCAGACCCUGAACAAGAUGAAAGAGAAGCUUGAAAAGGAGACCACGGAGCACAAGCAAGUCAAGCAGCAAGUGGCCGACCUCACGGCCCAGCUCCAGGAGCUCAGCAGGAGGGCCGUCUGUGCUUCCACCCCAGGUGGACCCUCGCCUGGAGCCCCAGGGGGGCCCUUUCCUGCAUCCGUGUCGGGGGCUGUCCUUCCUCCUCCACCACCACCCCUCCCCCCAGGGGGCCCACCGCCUCCCCCAGGACCCCCUCCUCUAGGAGGGAUCCUGCCACCUCCUGGGGCGCCUCUGGGUCUGGCACUGAAGAAGAAGAACAUUCCUCAGCCCGCGAAUGCCCUGAAAUCCUUCAACUGGUCUAAGUUGCCAGAGAACAAAUUGGAAGGAACCGUUUGGACUGAAAUCGAUGAUACGAAAGUCUUUAAAAUUCUAGAUCUGGAAGACCUGGAAAGAACGUUCUCUGCCUACCAAAGACAGCAGGAUUUCUUUGUGAACAGUAACUCCAAGCAGAAAGAAGCAGAUGCCAUUGAUGACACACUGAGUUCGAAAUUUAAAGUCAAGGAGCUGUCGGUGAUUGAUGGUCGCAGAGCCCAGAACUGCAACAUCCUUCUCUCGAGGUUAAAACUCUCCAAUGAUGAGAUCAAACGGGCAAUUCUAACCAUGGAUGAGCAGGAAGAUCUCCCCAAGGACAUGUUGGAACAGCUCUUGAAAUUUGUUCCUGAGAAGAGCGACGUUGACCUGCUGGAGGAGCACAAGCACGAACUGGAUCGGAUGGCCAAGGCUGACAGAUUCCUCUUUGAGAUGAGCCGAAUCAACCAUUAUCAGCAAAGAUUGCAGUCGCUAUACUUCAAAAAGAAGUUUGCAGAGCGCGUGGCAGAAGUCAAGCCUAAAGUGGAAGCCAUUCGAUGUGGCUCUGAAGAGGUCUUCAGGAGCAGUGCCCUGAGGCAGUUGCUCGAAGUGGUUUUGGCUUUUGGAAAUUAUAUGAAUAAAGGUCAAAGAGGCAAUGCAUAUGGAUUCAAGAUUUCCAGCCUAAACAAGAUCGCUGAUACAAAGUCCAGUAUUGACAAGAACAUUACCCUUUUGCACUAUCUCAUCACUAUUGUGGAAAAGAAAUACCCCAAGGUUCUCAACCUUCAUGAAGAAUUGAGGGAUAUCCCUGAAGCAGCAAAAGUGAACAUGACUGAGCUGGACAAAGAAAUAAGUACUUUGAGAAGCGGCUUGAAAGCAGUGGAGACAGAGCUGGAAUAUCAGAAAUCGCAGCCUCUGCAGCCCGGAGACAAGUUCGUGUCUGUGGUCAGCCAGUUCAUCACAGUAGCCAGCUUCAGCUUCUCGGAUGUUGAAGAUCUUCUAGCAGAAGCGAAAGAUUUGUUUACAAAGGCAGUGAAGCACUUUGGAGAAGAGGCUGGCAAAGUGCAGCCCGAUGAGUUCUUCGGCAUUUUUGAUCAGUUUCUUCAAGCAGUGGCAGAAGCCAAACAAGAGAAUGAGAACAUGCGGAAGAGGAAGGAGGAGGAGGAGCGCCGAGCACGCCUGGAGGCUCAGCUCAAAGAGCAGCGGGAACGGGAGCGCAAAACGAGGAAAGCAAAGGAGAGCAGCGAAGAGGGUGGCGAGUUCGAUGACCUUGUGUCAGCUCUACGCUCAGGAGAAGUCUUUGACAAAGACCUCUCUAAACUGAAACGGAAUCGGAAGCGCAUUACCAACCAGAUGACAGACAGCAGCCGGGAGAGACCUGUCACAAAGCUGAACUUCUAAUUUUCCUUGAACACUUUUUUAGAAAGCUCACUAGCAGCCCUUUGAAUUGACUAGAAUGUUUCAUUACACUGCCUUGAAAUCCAAACAGUGGCAAUUCCUUCUUCUGCGUGUGUGCGUGCGUGUGCACGUGUGUGCACACCUUGUAUAUAAAAGUCUGAGUGUCGUCUGGAGGCCUUUGUGUGUUUUAAUAAGGAAAACUAUGUUAAUGUAUGUGCUCAGAAUUGAGUGUGACUCCUUUUCCUUCCCUGAACACCAUUGACUGUUCAGAAGCACAACACUGUCUCCUGAAAGAGAUGACAGAGACAUUUCCUAGAGAAAAUAAAAAACAAACGCAAAAAAGAAAGAAAGAAAGAAAGAAAGAAGGCGCACAAAAGGCUUGUGAGCUGUCUCGUGGUUUUCAAGCUUGGCAGACUUCGAAGUUAUUUUCAUUGGUGGAACUGCUGUUGGAAAAAUAGAGUUAAAAAUGGCUUCUGAUUGUUGACAAGGUCAUGCUGGGGUCUCGCAUGGGUCACGACAGGACCAGGUAGGACUAUGUGAUGGUGGUGUGGGGAUACAGUCUGUACAUGUAGAUUAAGAAUACCUUAAUCUGCCAUCUGAAUUACGUAGAGUGUCAGUCAAGACUGUUUAUAGAUCUAAAACUUGAACGUCAUCCCUUCCCCUCCCACCUCCUACCCCCAUCCUCCUUCCCUAGGCUCAUGUAGUUCUCUGCCAAAGGGCUUUGGAUUUCCUUACACUGCUUUUGGAAAGAACCUCGUUCUCAAUACAGCCCAUGCUCCUGUGAAGAGAACAAGAUUGCUAGAAUGGGCUGUCGUUCUCUCAAUAUAGAAGCAUCAACUUUAAAAAACAAGACUUAACAGGAAGAAUCCCCUGAAAGGAUGAUGAUUAUAAAAAGGUGGGGGUUGGUUCUCCCCUUUAAAUGGGGGUGCUUCUUCAUUCUCUAUUGGGGGUGGGUGUGCGGGGUGGUUCCUCUUUUCUGUUCCGGAGCACAAACUGCAUCUUCUGUAAGUAAAUCCAUGCCUGGGAAAGGGCGCGUUGUGAGUGCGUGCGUGCCGAGCCCCCGGCAGCCACCACGAUGCUGACAUCGACUGUCUGUCUGUACAUGUGAACUGGUUUGCUGUUUACAUGUGGUCAUUUGAAAUUGUGUGUCGGUAAAGCUACCUGUAAUAUUUCAGUCCAAAAAAAAAGUUCUCAGGGAGAAGUGAAUAAAAACAGUAGACAUUAGAAAAUAAGACAGAUGCUUACCAUUAACCUACAAACGCUUAAUACCCUUAAGUUAUAAGGUCUAUAAAGAGGACCGUUCCUUUCUUUUGGCUUGGCUUGGUUUUUAUUUAUUUGUAGUCAUUGGGGCAGGGGGGGGAUUCUCUCUUCUUUCUGUCCAUCCUGUUGUAUAUGGUUGGGUUUCCUGUGGAAAGAGUAGUUUGUCCUGUUGCACUAGAACAUUAUUUACUCACGCAAUUGGGUCUUUCAGUCAGUUAAGAAAUAUUUAUUGAACACCUACUAUGUGCCGGUCAUAGUCAGGCUACAAUAGUAGACAAGACAGAGUCCCUGCCCCCACGGAGCGUAGGUUCCAGCAGGGACCCUGAGGGAUGACUAGAACACCAAUGUGCUCGCUGUACAGGAGUCAUGCUAUUUAUAAGUAAUAUGUAUAAACUAUAAUGCUUAGCACAGACGGCUUGGUAGCUGUGCUAUUCGAAAGCUGUGAAAUAACGCUCUAAGAGUUGCCAAGAGCUGUGGUUCUACACCCCCCACCCCCACCCCUUGCAAACUUAGCGACUUUCUCACAUUCUGUCAAAGUAAAAAGACUCUAGCGAAUAAAACUGUAGGGUAGAGGCCAAGCGCUCCAACUGCUAUUUUUUCCAAGGUCUGCAAACACACUCUGUUACCGGGACAGGCUUUGCUCAAAAAGGCUUGGAGACGAGAUGGAGUGGGAUAUAUGGAAGGUUUCGUCUAUUCCUUAACUUAAAGUGCCUCUUUUUUUUUUUUUCUAUUUAUAGCAGGAAAAAAUUGGUCGGGCUCCAUUUGAGAAGUGUAUUUGGGGAAUGACUUUGUUUUACAAUCUUAGGAAUGGUCAAGUGGAGGGAGAGUCACACACAAAAAGGAGCAAGUUUGUUAAGCACGUCCCUCUUGCCCUUGUUCGUUGUCCUCAGUUUGACACGGCCAUCCUGGCCGGCCUCCUUUGCCACUUCCAUUUUGGUUGUUCCCCCCCCCCACCUAAAGGCUGUGUGCAGGUGAUUCCAUGUGCCAUUGUAGAAGAAAACAAAACAAAGAAUCCUACUUUUUAGAUCGGUGCUGGUGUAAGUAGCCACUUUUCUCUCUUGGGUGUAUAUUUUAAAGUUUUCAUUUGUUUUUUAAAUUAAUGCCAAAAAGCAACAGCACUAUAAUUUGUAUCUUAAUGAUAUGUCUUGUAUCUUAGCUUAGUCGUUGGAUCCACUUAGUCUUCGGGCGCAAGACCUGUCGUUACAGUUCCAAGAAGAAAAGAUGUUGUAUGUGUUAUGAGACUGUACAUUUUUUAAUAGCAAUAUGCAAUAAAGAGUUGAAUUCA